Closterium sp. Yama58-4 is the source of this 3750-nucleotide messenger RNA. Lineage: Eukaryota; Viridiplantae; Streptophyta; Zygnematophyceae; Desmidiales; Closteriaceae. The record is from the annotation of a GenBank genome assembly.
AUGGACGCGAGCGACGGCGAAUCCGUCGCACAAGCGACUCAUGCGACGGGCGAGGCCGCAAGCCUGCCAUUAAAUCGCGGCGAACCGUCAUCGCUCACCAAGAGAACCACCUCCCACCCUCCGAGCGUCCUACCUUCCUUCCUGCCGUCGUUUCAUCCCUCGUCCCUCCCUUCGUCCCUCCCUUCGUUCCUCCCGUCGUCUCUUCCGUCGUCCCUCCCAUCAUCGCUCUUCCCCUCGUUCCUCUUCUCCGCCGCCCACAAGCCCGCCAUCAUCGUCGUCGCGCUCUUCCUCGCCUGCCACGUCGUCUUCUUCCUCGAGUUCCCCGUCUCCUUCCGCCUUCCGCACACCGCUGUUAUCGAGGAAGCCCAUAACGAAGCAGCGCCGACCGGGCUAGUAGAGGACAGUAGAACCAGCAGUACUCUUUUUGGUAGUAGCAGCAGCAGCACUACUAGUGUUCCUAUUAGCGUUACUACUUCUCGGAUUGGAGAUUCAUCUUAUGGCGACGUAUCGAUACCCGUUAUAAGCCUCCUCGGGAUUUCUGAUUCCUGCCUCCGCCUCUUUCGCGAAAGGGCCGACAACAGCUUUCCUGAUUUCGCCGGUAACAACACUUUUGCCCACUCUAACGCCACGAAGAUAUCCGAUGCCGCUGGCAGCAGCAGCACGGCAGCAGGUGGAUCUCGGUCUUCCGCGGGCGGAAGUGCAGCGGAGUUAGACGCGUGUCGAACACGCCUCCUCGAGGCCUUUCGGCGGCUGGCCCUUCGCGCUCAGCGGGCGGAGCAGGUGGCGCAGGGGGCGCGUGCGGAGCAGGCGGGGGCGGAGGAGGGGGAGAAGGGGGAGCAGGGAGAGCAGGCGGAGAAAGGGGUGCAGGGGGGGCAGGAGGGGGAGGAGGAUAAGGUGCAACUAACGACGCUUAAAUCCGAGGCUAGCAGCACCACCGAGCCACCCACUGCGGCUAGUACUAGCAACAACACCGAGCCUCCAACCGAGGCUAUUAGCAAUAACACCGAGCCUCCGACCGAGGCUGAGGUGGCGGAGCAGCAGGGUGGUUCGGUGGGGCAGGUGUGUUCGGAGGGUUGGAAACGCGGUGUGCUGGCACGCGCUGCCGGCAGCAGCUACAUCCGAGCGGCUGUAGCGGCGAAUUCAGGGACGAAUGAGAACCUCGGAGCAGCUGUAGCAGCGAGUAUGGCGGGAAUAGAGGGCAUUGCGGCGGGUAUAGAUGAAGUGUGUGCGGGGGUGAAGGAGGUGGAGAGGCGUCUGGUGGGUGGAGGGCAGGAGAACGGCUGUCACGGGGGCGACGGGAGUGAUGCAAACGAUAAGAGCGGUGGGAGUGGCGGGAUUGGUGGGAGUGGCGGGAUUGGUGGGAGUGGCGGGAUUGGUGGGAGUGGCGGGAUUGGUGGGAGUGGCGGGAUUGGUGGGAGUGGCGGGAUUGGUGGGAGUGGCGGGAUUGGUGGGAGUGGCGGGAUUGGUGGGAGUGGCGGGAUUGGUGGGAGUGGCGGGAUUGGUGGGAGUGGCGGGAUUGGUGGGAGUGGCGGGAUUGGUGGGAGUGGCGGGAUUGGUGGGAGUGGCGGGAUUGGUGGGAGUGGCGGGAUUGGUGGGAGUGGCGGGAUUGGUGGGAGCAAAGAGCGAUGCAAGCAGUGGCCUGAAAGCUGCUGGCCGGUUCCUGGGGUGCCUCUUUCCCUCUCACACAAGACCCCCUCCCGCCCUCGCUUCCUGGUGUUUGGCUUCUCAGGCAAACCAACCACCCUUGCGCGGAUGGAUGUGGUGGAGGCAGCGAGGAUAGCCCACAUGGCCGGCCGCAUUCUGGUGCUGCCCAAGGUAGGAAACAACGAGAUCUCUUUCGCGCGCUCCCUGCCCCUCUGCGCCUACUGGGACCUCUUCAACCUCUCCCAAGCCGCCAGGCCUAUGGUUGACAACCUCAAAUUCAAAAACAGACCAAAGAACGACACUCCUACCGCCUCCCAAGCCUCUGGGUCGCCUGGGGAGCUGCCGAGCCUGCCCCACGUGGCUUGGAUGUCGCCGGACCUCUUCCUGCUGCUCGCCCGCGCUGCUGCUGCUGCUGCUGCUGCUGCUGCUGCUGGUGCUGCUGCUGCCUCUCCCCCAACCGACGGCUCUGAUACCAGUGGCUCGAAUUUCACUUCAGAUGUUUCGGGCGUUGCUGGGCUGAGAAGCCCCGCGGUGGGCUUUGUGUGGGUGCAGUCGCGGCACGCCCAGCAAGCUCCCUUUUGCCAUGAGCGUCUAUCAGCCAUGAUGGGCCAUCUACUGCCAUACGCCAUGGGCCACGUACCUCUCCCCUCCAACACGCUCGACCUGCACCUUCCGGUGCGAGGCGACACCGUUCAAGUUCUCAUGCAGGCUUGGCACGAUAAAGACGUGGUGGUGUGGGUGAAGGCAGCAGCAGGCAUGAUCGAAUUCGACCCACCCACAGGCAGCCUCGCCUUGGACGCUCUGCCCUACAGCAGGCAGCUGCAUGUACUCGCUACAAGGCUGCUCGGUGCUCUGAAUAAGAGUGUCAUGGCCGUGCGCUUGCAACCUGACGUGAUCUCGUGGAGAGUGAAGCGAGAAGCGGAGCAGCAAAGAGCAAACGCUUCAGCAGGGCAGCAGGAAGGCUUGGAACAGCCAGGCUCGGAGCAGCAAGGCUCGGAUCAGCCAGGCUCAAGUAGGGUGAAAGGAGGAGGGGAAGGCGGGGAAGAAGGGGAAGGAGGGGGAGGAGGGGGAGGAGGAGGAGGAGGAGGAGGAGGGGGAGGAGGAGGGGGAGAGGAGCAAGUGCAACAAUGGAUGCAGGGGUAUGGCAGGGAUGCGAGAGCGAAUCAAUUACACACCGUCACAAUCAACGAGCUCCUGCCAGCUGUCGCAAGAUAUGAUCCCGGAGUGUUGGCGAUUCUUGACAAGCUUGUGUGCUCUUAUGCCGAUUCCCUCUCCCCUCCCCACCAGCCCCUCUCCCCUCCCCACCAGUCCCUCUCCCCUCCCCACCAGCCCCUCUCCCCUCCCCACCAGUCCCUCUCCCCUCCCCACCAGCCCCUCUCCCCUCCCCACCAGCCCCUCUCCCCCUCCCCACCAGCCCCUCUCCCCUCCCCACCAGCCCCUCUCCCCUCCCCACCAGUCCCUCUCCCCUCCCCACCAGUCCCUCUCCCCUCCCCACCAGUCCCUCUCCCCUCCCCACCAGUCCCUCUCCCCUCCCCACCAGUCCCUCUCCCCUCCCCACCAGUCCCUCUCCCCUCCCCACCAGUCCCUCUCCCCUCCCCACCAGUCCCUCUCCCCUCCCCACCAGUCCCUCUCCCCUCCCCACCAGUCCCUCUCCCCUCCCCACCAGUCCCUCUCCCCUCCCCACCAGUCCCUCUCCCCUCAGUCCCUCUCCCCUCCCCACCAGUCCCUCUCCCCUCCCCACCAGUCCCUCUCCCCUCCCCACCAGUCCCUCUCCCCUCCCCACCAGUCCCUCUCCCCUCCCCACCAGUCCCUCUCCCCUCCCCACCAGUCCCUCUCCCCUCCCCACCAGUCCCUCUCCCCUCCCCACCAGUCCCUCUCCCCUCCCCACCAGUCCCUCUCCCCUCCCCACCAGUCCCUCUCCCCUCCCCACCAGCCCCUCUCUCCCCUCAUUGGCAGGACCAGCGUGCUUCACCUUCUUCCUCACAGCACCAGCUGCUUCCCUCCUCCGCUCUCUCUUCAGCCCAUUAUCCACUCCUUCACGAGCAGCACACUCACUCUCGAGCACACCACCCCCCAACCCACUCACUCUGCUGCUUCUACAGCUGA